AUGAUGGAUAUAAAACACGAGAAGGACAUUGAAGGUCUUGCUCUAUCCCAGAGCAAUGAUGUUCACAAUAGUGCUAUUCAAAACCACGAUGAUGUCUUUGGAGAGAUCACUGAUUCUGGACCCAAUUACCGAAAUGUAGGAUGGGCAGGAACGGUGAUCCUCAUGAUGAAGAGCCAGAUUGGCCUCGGUGUUCUUUCAAUCCCAUCUGCUUUUGAUACAUUAGGCCUCGUCCCAGGCGUCAUCUGCCUGCUCGUUGUUGCUGUAAUUACAACAUGGUCCGACUACAUGGUCGGCGUGUUCAAGCUCAAUCAUCGUUCAGUCUAUGGUAUCGAUGAUGCCGGGUUCUUGAUGUUUGGUGCCAUUGGUCGCGAGGUUUUCGGUUUUGUAUUCUGCCUCUAUUGGAUUUUUGUCGCCGGCUCGGGAAUGCUCGGUCUUUCCAUCGCCCUCAAUUCCGUCUCAAGUCAUGCUACAUGCACGGCCGUCUAUGUUGCCGUUGCAGCCGUCGCAGGAAUUGCCUUUGCCAGUAUUCGAACUCUCGGAAAAAUCAGUUGGCUCGCCUGGAUUGGACUGACCUGCAUUCUGAUCGCAAUCUUCACUGUCACCAUCGCUGUCGGCGUUCAGGAUCGCCCGGCCUUAGCCCCCAGAGAGGGUAUCUGGGUAUCUGACUACAAGAUCAUUGCCCAUCCCUCAUUCAGUGAAGCCAUCACUGCCGUGGCCUCGAUUGUCUUCGCCUACGCCGGCACACCCGCCUUCUUCUCCAUCGUAUCCGAGAUGCGCGACCCCAAAUACUACACUCGCUCCUUGGUCAUCUGCCAAAGCGGCGUGACGAUGGUCUACGUUACCAUCGGUAUUGUAGUCUACUACUACUGCGGUUCCUACGUUGCGUCGCCUGCUCUUGGCUCCGCUGGUCCCACAAUGAAGAAGAUCAGCUAUGGCUUUGCCAUUCCCGGUCUUCUAGUCACUGUGAUGCUGUUUGUUCACUUACCCGCAAAAUUCAUCUUCGUCCGCGCCCUCAGAGGCUCCAAGCACCUCACCUCCAACAGCAUGGUGCACUGGGGCUCCUGGAUCGGCUGCACCGCCGCAGUCGGUAUCAUCUCCUACAUUAUUGCAAGCGCCAUUCCCGUCUUCGAUAGUCUGGUCUCGCUUAUCGGUGCUUUGCUCGGCACAUUCAUGUGCUUCCAACCCAUGGGUUGCAUGUGGCUGUACGAUAACUGGAGCAAGGGCAAGGUCGACCGAUCCCCAAGGUGGACGGCCAUGGUUUGCUGGAGUGUCUUUGUAAUUGUUAUCGGUACCUUCAUGAUGGUCGCUGGUACAUACGGUUCUAUUGUUAGCAUUAUCGCAAGCUACAAUGCGACGGGUGGCUCAGCUGCUUGGUCCUGCGCGGACAACUCAAAUUCUUCAUAG
Molecule: messenger RNA, 1404 nt
Organism: Penicillium digitatum Pd1
Lineage: Eukaryota; Fungi; Ascomycota; Eurotiomycetes; Eurotiales; Aspergillaceae
Biological process (GO): amino acid transmembrane transport
Molecular function (GO): L-amino acid transmembrane transporter activity
Source: RefSeq, a predicted model, not a curated record